This is a messenger RNA of Pseudozyma flocculosa PF-1, 1947 nucleotides long. RefSeq lists its product as uncharacterized. The transcript is spliced from 2 exons. Gene Ontology annotation, molecular function: glucosidase activity. The record is from RefSeq and is a predicted model, not a curated record. Lineage: Eukaryota; Fungi; Basidiomycota; Ustilaginomycetes; Ustilaginales; Ustilaginaceae. Gene Ontology annotation, biological process: fungal-type cell wall organization; (1->6)-beta-D-glucan biosynthetic process. Bases 1 to 1947 code for a protein of 648 amino acids. Gene Ontology annotation, cellular component: endoplasmic reticulum membrane; plasma membrane.
AUGUCCUAUUCGCGGGUCGACAACGGCGCUACCAUCCCGUCCGGCCCCGGCCCGAACCCGCGUGGCCAACCUCCGUACGACCCCAGCAGCGCGCGCGGCGCCAUGGCAUCCUCGCGUCCGCACGGCGCGGCGCCCAGAAACAACGGCGGCACCGCCAGCGAAUCAUCGUCCAACGUCGGUGGUUCCGAGUUUGGGCCCUACUCGCACCUGCGCGGCAGGGGCAACCCCAACAACGGCAACGGCAACGGCAAUGGCGGCGGCGGCGGCGGUGGCGACCCGCGCGGCAAGUACGCGCCCGCUGCGGGCGGUGCCAGCGCCGUCGGCAGCUCGUCGUCGAGCCACAGCUCGUCGCAGCGCUACGCCGCGGCCCAGAACGCGCAGCUGCUCGUCGACAGCAAGGACGCCGAGCCCGACGACUACCUGCACAACCCGGACGCGGACUGGGACAAGUCGUCGCACGCCUUUUCGGUGCGCGGCUUUCUCAACGUCCUCACCCUGGCGCUCAUCGGCCUGGCGCUGCUGAUGCUCUUCGCCGGCUACCCGAUCCUGGCCAACACGCUCAAGGUGUUUGACAACAGCAAAAAGGGCGGCUUCAACAUCGGCGGCACCAACGGCUCCGGCCAGGUGCCCGACCUCCAGAUCCGGCAGCUGGUCGACAAGGACACCAAGGAAGAGGUCAAGCGGAUCCGGCUGCAGAACGUCGACUACCAGCUCGUCUUUAGCGACGAGUUUGAGCAGGAGGGCCGCACCUUUUGGCCCGGCGACGACCCGUUCUGGGAGGCCAUGGACUUCUACUACGGCGCCACGUUCGACUUUGAGUGGUACUCGCCCGAGGCCGUCAACACGACCAACGGCGCGCUCCUCAUCACGAUGGAGGAAAAGGUGACGCACAACCUCAACUUCCAGUCGGGCAUGGUCCAGUCCUGGAACAAGUUCUGCUUCCAGGGCGGCUACAUCGAGUUCAGCAUCAAGCAGCCCGGCACGCCCACCACCAAGGGCUACUGGCCCGCCGCCUGGAUCAUGGGCAACCUCGGCCGCCCGGGCUUCCUCGCCUCGACCCACGGCAUGUGGCCGUACAGCUACCAGUCGUGCGACACGGGCGUCCUCGAUGGCCAGAUGUACGUCAACAAGAGCGGGCCCUACGACGUGCUCCACUCGACGGCCACGUUCGCCGAGCAGGGCCGUCUCAACUUGCUGCCGGGCAUGCGCACGCCCGCCUGCACCUGCCCCGGCCAGAGCCACCCGGGCCCCAACAACAACGUCGGCCGCUCGGCGCCGGAGCUCGACAUCCUCGAGGCCCAGAUCCAGACGCACCGCGGCGAGACGCACUCGUUCGCCUCGCAGUCGAUCCAGACGGCGCCGUUUGACAUCCGCUACGAGUGGGACAACAGCACCGCCACCAUCUACGACGACACCAUCACCGAGUUCAACACCUACACCGGCUCGACGCUGCAGGAGGCCGUGUCGGGCGUCACCCAGAUCCCCGACCGCGGCUUCUUUGGCACCAACGACGAGUUCAUCACCUACGGCCUCGCCUACGAGCCCGACUGGAACGCCGACGGCGGCGGCUGGGUCGUGUGGUACAUUGACGGCAAGCCGACGUGGAAGGUGACGGGCGCCUCGAUCGGACCCGUGCCCAAGCUCGACGUCGGGCAGCGCACCGUGCCCACCGAGCCCAUGUCGAUCAUCAUGAACCUCGGCAUCGCUUCGGGCUUCCAGCCCGUCGACUUUGGCCCGGGCGGCGUCUCGUUCCCGGCGUACAUGGCCUUCGACUACGUCCGCGUCUACCAGCGGCCGGACGCCAUCAAGGUCAGCUGCGACCCCAAGGACUACCCGACGGCGCAGUACAUCGAGGACCACAUCAAGGUGUACACCAAUCCGAACCUGACCCUCUUCACCGACGCCUACGACUGGCCCACCAACAAGAUGGCCAAUGGCACUUGCUAG